This is a messenger RNA of Bombina bombina (fire-bellied toad), 2165 nucleotides long. RefSeq names its product gastrula zinc finger protein XlCGF8.2DB-like. The record is from RefSeq and is a predicted model, not a curated record. Bases 305 to 1048 code for a protein of 247 amino acids. NCBI's taxonomy places the organism in Eukaryota, Metazoa, Chordata, Amphibia, Anura, Bombinatoridae. The transcript is spliced from 3 exons. Gene Ontology annotation, cellular component: nucleus.
UGAAUUACCGCACCUUAGACUUCAUGAAGAAAGUUCGGACGCUAUAGCCACUCAUAAGGUAGAAGACAAUGCGAGAGAUGAAAGUGGCGCUCAUCAGUCGGAAAUCGUUCCCGGCGCAUCUGCAGGAUCAAAAACCAGGUUAUCUUCUGCAAUUAAAAAACGAAUUAUUCGUCAACUGGACCCUGCACACAAGAUCAUUCCAACAGUCAAGAAAUCAUUUCCAUGUUCUGAUUGCGGGAAAUCUUUUAAUCAGCAAGCAAACCUGAUUAUCCAUCAAAAAGCUCAUAAGAGCAAUAAAUCGUUUAUGUGUUCGGAGUGUGGGAAAUCUUUUAGCAAGCGAAAAUUCCUGAUUAAUCACCAGAUCACUCAUACUGGCCAGCGGCCCUUCUUGUGUACUAUAUGCGGGAAGCGUUUUUUCUUCAAAUCAGUGCUUGUAUCACACAUAAAAAUUCAUUCAGGAGAGAAACCAUUUACAUGCUCUGAAUGCGGGAAAAGUUUUAACCGGAGAUCCAAUCUUUAUUCGCAUCAGAGAAAUCAUAAAGGAGAGAAGCCAUUCUUAUGUUCGGUGUGUGGCAGGUGUUUCACCCAGAAAACAACCCUUGUCAAACAUCAGACUGUUCAUACAGGAGAGAAACCGUUCUCUUGUAACCAAUGUGACAAACGCUUUGCUCGGCGCCAUCACCUUCUUGUGCAUGAGAAAAUUCAUAGCAGACCGCAAACUUUUUCUUGCACGGACUGUGGGAAAAAUUUUAAACGUCAGUCAAACCUUACUGCACACCUGAAACAUCCUCAUCAUAACAGCGAAAAUCCAUUGUCAUGUACAGAGUGUGGAAAGCAUUUCACAGUAAAAGCCAACCUUACAAAACAUAUGAAAAUUCAUACGGGCGAACGACCAUAUAAGUGUACCCAGUGUGACAAAAAAUUUGGCCGGCGAUCGCACCUUGUCACACAUCUGAAAGUUCACGCAUCACCAAAGCUCAUUCCAAUUCCCUGUCCUCCAGUAGGGAAGUUAGUUUUUCAACAAGUCCAGGUGAAAGGCGAAUCAUAGUCUAGUAUGAAAAUGCUUGAAUUUAUGAUUAUUUAACAAAUUAUUAAACCAGGGAAAAUCUAGGAGCCAGCCCAAACAUUUAGGAGCCAGAAACUUCAGGCCAUCAAUGUCCUAAAGUUUCUGGCUUCUAAAUGUAUGGGCUGGCUUCUAGAUAUAUAUGGGCUGGCUCAUAUACACACCUUUAAAUUUCCACUAGUCAUUGAAGAGUAAGAAAUUACAGCAGGCGAAUAAAAAUAAUAAUAAUAAUCUGACACUGUCCUAUCUUUAACACUUGAGUGGAAUAGUAACAUUUGGAUUUCACAGCUACCAGGCCUAGAAAGGAUCCAGCCCUCACCAAGCUGGUGGCGACCUGUGGAUGGAAGUGGGGGUGCCCAUAGGUGUCUUGGAUACUCCCUGGCGCCUUGAUUUGUUGAGCCCAGUUGUAAACUGUUUAACCCUCUCCCCUUACAAAGGAGUUAAAGCUUGUAGGCCAGACUUCACUCUCCCUUUGUUCCUAAGCAGGACAUUACUGAAGAUUGUUAGCUACAUGUGUGUGCCACUCCCAGUUGGCUCACUGGAGUGGCAAUGUAUCGUGGCUCCUCGGCAUCACUUAACCAAUCUGUUCAACCCCUGCAGAGAUGUUUAAUAUUAAAAUUCUCUAACAAACGAUUUAUAUGAAAGACUUGAAAAAUUGUUUAGCCUACAACAAUAGACAUUAUUACAAGAGGAACAACUAUUUUUAUAUUUUGAAUACAGGAAAUAUUUUUCCCUGCAAUGUAUCCUUGUUAAUUAUGGGCGAGAAACCAGGUAUGAUUUGCAAAUGUUAUAUACUAAAUGUUAAAUAGUUAAUGCUAUAUUGUUAAUAUUAUAUGGUUAAGCUUAAAGGAACCCAGCCAUUAUAGAAUACGGAUUUGUUUGUAUACAGUUACUGCAGCUUCUAUGGGAUGCCUCAGUUGUUAUGACGUGUUCUCAGGUCACACAAUGUCAUCGUAAAGAGUUUAUCUGGGCAUCUGCUCUGCUGUUUGUGCUUUUGUUACUGUAAUUAAGGGCUUGUCAAAUACUAGGCUCCAUGACCUGUACGUGUGGUGGAUUAAUCAUCUUAUGCUUUGUAUACAAAUAAAUUUGUCUGGUUCCUAGG